Penicillium nucicola is the source of this 1974-nucleotide messenger RNA. Its product is annotated as nucleoporin NDC1. Gene Ontology annotation, biological process: nuclear pore organization; spindle pole body localization. The record is from RefSeq and is a predicted model, not a curated record. Gene Ontology annotation, cellular component: nuclear pore transmembrane ring; spindle pole body. The transcript is spliced from 3 exons. The coding region runs from base 1 to 1974 and encodes 657 amino acids. Lineage: Eukaryota; Fungi; Ascomycota; Eurotiomycetes; Eurotiales; Aspergillaceae. Gene Ontology annotation, molecular function: spindle pole body-nuclear membrane anchor activity.
AUGGCCGCUGUUCGAACCCGGCCAUACAGGCGAAUCCUGACCUCGGCCCUGCACCGAAGAUUCGUCCAUGCGUCUGCACUUUCCUUACUAGUGUGUUACAUCGUUGCGAUUGUCAUCGGGAAUAAGUCAUCCUGGUUUUGGCUAUGGUUUCCCAUUGGAACCUGCGGCAUCCGAACCGCAAUGCUCUUCCUUUCUUGCCUCACAGUCUUUGUCCUUCGCGUCAGUCAAAUGCACAUCGGCUCCAGAACAUCCGCCUCGUCUUUUGGCACACUUAAGCAGUUCACUUUCUUCCAAAUUGCGCAAACAUUUGGCUGGUAUAUCUUCUCGGCCUGGUGGUUCACUCAGAUCUAUAUUUGGUCUUGUUCUGCCGAUAGUGACCUUCAGCUCGUGAAACGGGGCAGAGUACCCGAGCGAGUGACGAUGAACGAAAGACCGAUCUACCUCCAUUUCUACCACUUCUCCCUCGCAUGUAUGCAGGCCGCAUGGCACCUGUACGCCGACUAUGACCGUGUCACUUUGCCCAUCGCAGAUAGAAGCUCCAGAACAAACGAUCAGCGCGUUCACCCGGUACAGCAGACAUCCAAGUAUUUACAGAGAACUUGGAUGCAAACAUUGCGGGAUGGAGCUACGAGGAGUGCAAUCACCGCCGGUGUCACUGUUCCUGUGUACCUCUUCUUUCUCCGCCAGACCGUUUGGAGCUGGUUUUUUGCCUUCGCCCGGACUUAUGCGGAUUUCCCAAGGUCCGCAGCCGAUGUCAAGGGGUUCUUUCCUCCAGAGCCCAUUACUACGGUCCUCCGGACGCUGUACACUGGGGCGAUUCUUGUUACCCUCUGGGAAACUGCCAAUCUCUGUUUCUCGGUGUUUAUUGGCAAGGAGCCUCUGAAGCGGGGUCAGCCACUCACAACAGACGCCAAGGAUCCCAAUGGCAGCCUUCUCAAUGGCCUCAGCGCAAAGAAAGAAAUCGUGAAGACUUUCGCUCUCUGGGAGCUCGGCUUGAUCAGCCAGCGCACCCCCGAGCGGCGUAAGGCGAUCUUCAGUGAACUUGAUCGCGAGAAUGGCUCGACCUGGUCUCAGGUUUUGGUUAGCCUCACAGAUGUGAUCAAGGGUGUCACCAUCCGGAUUGAGCAAAUCACGAAGCCCGCUCCUGUUGCCCAGGCACCUCCUCAAGCCAGGCCAUCGGAUCCUGUUCUUCAAAAUCUUCCACGUCUCACCGAGCCUCUUACAGACCAAAACGUUUUUUCUGCUGCUCCCCAGGCCACUUCCCGACAGGACAAGUUCGGUGAUGCGUUCAGUUCAACGGCCAAGUCUUUUGGUCAUUCCGAAGACUGGACUCCAACUGCACGGGCCCGUAUGCGCGAUGCUUUCAGUCAAGCAUCCUCGGCUGUUUUCAGUCCCGAGCGGAAACAAAGAUUGCUCGGUUCCUCCGAGAGGAUGAAGCUGUUGACCGGAGGUCCAUCCAGUACUCACAAGCCCGAGGACAUCAACCCGUUGCUUGCACAAUUCCUUCGUUCGCCCAUUGGCCGACCUCUCCAACAAACCUACGCCAAACGUCUUUCCUCAAUUGUCCUCGGUGCCCCCGUGUCUUCUGUGUCCCCUAUUGUGGAUGCCGUAGAGUCGUUGACUCGGCUUUUGAUUGCCAGUUUGGCUGAAGACCCAUAUGGCAAAGUUCAGGCUGACAUACCUCCUACAGUGCGUCUUUUCACUGACACUAUUCUGACACUGGAUACAUUUGUUCACCAGGGUGGUUUGGAUGCUCACUGGACGGAUGUCGACUUCCCCUCUUCUAGUGACCCUACGGCGCAGGCCAAGGCUCGCCAGGUGCCCGACGUGGAGCUGGUACUUGACACACUCCGAGGCGGUCUGAAGGACCUAUUGACAGCCUUUAAACCUUACUUGCGGGACAUUGGUGUCGUAGGCAAGGACUUGAGACUGGCCAGAGAGGCAGCUGCUAUUGAUGCAGAGGAGUCAUUAUGA